This is a messenger RNA of Copidosoma floridanum, 1055 nucleotides long. Its product is annotated as phospholipid phosphatase 5. Gene Ontology annotation, biological process: phospholipid metabolic process; phospholipid dephosphorylation. Gene Ontology annotation, molecular function: phosphatidate phosphatase activity. NCBI's taxonomy places the organism in Eukaryota, Metazoa, Arthropoda, Insecta, Hymenoptera, Encyrtidae. Gene Ontology annotation, cellular component: membrane. The record is from RefSeq and is a predicted model, not a curated record.
CCGAGCGAGCGAGCGGAUCGAAAUAAGUUUUAGUUUAGUUGUAAUAUGUUCGCCGUGCGGAUCACGAUAUGACCACAGCGCAUUGCUCGGAGGGAAAACCAACAUGCUGAUGGAGGUUCUGUUUCGAGUCUUCCUGGCGUUCGUCACUAUAGAGCUGGAAUACGUUGAACCUUUCACCAGAAAAAUCCACGAGAAUGAAUUAUGGUUGUACAAAAAUCCACGGGUCGACUCCUAUGUUUCUGCAACAGUAUUAUGGGCAGUAAUAGUCAUUGUUCCACUAGUGGUCAUCACACUGAUAUUAUUGUUUCAAAACGAAAGAGGUGACUUCACUCAGGCUGUAUUAUCGUUUACGCUGUCACUCGGCUUUACUAGUGUAUUAACUAACAUACUUAAAAUAAUUGUGGGAAGGCCAAGGCCAGACUUUUUUUAUAGGUGUUUUCCGGAUGGACAAGUCAAUUUUGAAUUUGAGUGUACAGGUGAUCCGAUAGUGAUAAGAGAUGGAAGAAAGUCAUUCCCUAGUGGACAUUCCUCUUUGGCAUUUUCAAGCUUUGGUUUUGUGGCAUUGUACUUAGCUGGCAAACUUCAUACUUUUAGCUGGAAUGGCAAGGGCCAGUCGUGGAAAUUGUUCCUUUUUGUGUUUCCGCUGGUUAUGGCAUUAGCCAUAGCAGUGAGUCGUACAUGUGAUUAUCACCAUCACUGGCAAGAUGUAAUGAUUGGCUCUGCAAUGGGAUUUUUUCUCACUUUUUUAUGUUACCGACACUAUUAUCCACCUUUGGAUUCUUUAGUCUGUCAUAAACCUUAUGCCUCACUUAUAAAUCACGUGGAACCUAAAGAACUAAAAACCACAAGGAUAGAGCUAAGCAAAUGGACGUGAAGGCUCUUAUUUUAUUUCCGCACCACUUGAAUCGGUGUCAUUUCUAUCUUGUAAAUACAUGUGAUUAUUAUUUGUAAAGUAUUUUAUUAUUUACGACACAUAUAUUUUGUACAAAAAAUAAUGUAAAUCAUAAAUGAAGACUAAUGCCUCAUAAAAAAUAUAUUGCAAUUGUAAAUAAUGC